This is a messenger RNA of Puntigrus tetrazona (Sumatra barb), 1834 nucleotides long. RefSeq names its product DNA polymerase zeta catalytic subunit-like. The transcript is spliced from 14 exons. Gene Ontology annotation, cellular component: nucleus; zeta DNA polymerase complex. The record is from RefSeq and is a predicted model, not a curated record. NCBI's taxonomy places the organism in Eukaryota, Metazoa, Chordata, Actinopteri, Cypriniformes, Cyprinidae. The coding region runs from base 98 to 1834 and encodes 578 amino acids. Gene Ontology annotation, biological process: error-prone translesion synthesis; double-strand break repair via homologous recombination. Gene Ontology annotation, molecular function: DNA-directed DNA polymerase activity.
CAAAGACAGCGUGGAGCUUCCUUUUCUAGCAAAGUGAAGUGAACUAGCUGACCUAGCGGCUGGGUGCGAGGAAUGCUGCAGUGCACUCUACGUAGAUAUGGAAGAACCGGCCCUGAACAUGUUUUCAGUGCGCAUCGUCACGGCGGAUUAUUAUAUGAGCAGUCCGAUCAAAGAGCUGGACGUCUGUUACUCUGAGUUCAGAGAAAGCGAUGUCAAGAAAGUGCCCGUGGUGCGGAUUUUUGGGGCCACACCAGCAGGCCAGAAGACAUGUCUUCAUCUGCAUGGUAUGUUUCCAUACAUCUAUGUGCCGUAUGAUGGGUUUGGAAAGGAUGCAGAUCGUUACCUGCGGCAGGUGGCCUACAGUAUUGACAGAGCCCUGAAUGUCAGCAUGGGAAACCCCUCGUCUAAUGUGCAGCACAUCUUUAAAGUGGUUCUGGUGUCUGGCAUGCCUUUCUAUGGAUACCAUAUGAAGGAAAAAACCUUUAUGAAGAUUUACCUAUACAACCCACAGAUGGUCAAAAGGGUGAGUGAACUCCUGCAGGGUGGAGCUGUAAUGAAUAAGAGUUUUCAGCCCCAUGAAGCUCACAUUCCAUUCCUGCUGCAGCUCUUUAUCGAUUACAACCUCUACGGCAUGAACAUGAUCAGUCUUGCUGCUGUUAAGUUUCGAAUAAACCAUGCAACAGUAGGAGAGCAUUUGUCAAAUAGGGGGGGUAGUAGCUUCAGCCCAAAAACUCAGUCUAAACUCAGUGAAGGCAGACUGAGAGACGCAGUGCGCUGGGAGUAUGACAACAUACCGAGUUCUCUUAUUUUAGAGGAGGUGGAGCGGAUGAGUGUGUGUGAGCUGGAGGUUGAUGCCGUGGCUGCUGAUGUUCUCAACCGCCUAGAGAUUGAGAAUCAGAUUGGGAGAAACCCUGGUCUUCAGGCCAUCUGGGAUGAUGAGAAACAGCGACGACAGGAGAGAGGUCAAAGUUCUCAUAUAGACAUGCCUGAAUCACAAGAUCGAGGCUUUCUAGAAUUUGCAGAGAGUGAAAAAAUCUUCAUGAAGAGAUUCAAAGAAAUUCUCAAGGAAAAUGAAUUUGACAUGACUCAAACUGGGUCUGAAGUUGACUCUUUCCCUGAGCUCUCACUUUAUGCUGCUGUGUUAAGCCCAGAUGACUUGCCUUGCAUACCUGCCAGCCAAGUGGAUGUGCAUCGAGAUGCAUUUAAAGACGCAAAAAGACAUGGUGGGAAAGAUGCUGAAGUGGCAGUUGUUGAUGAAGAGGCCAUUUUGAGUUUGUUGGAAAACAGCCAGACCUUCCUCCAUUCUCAUGGACCCAACCAAUCAGCAGUACUUGACAGCAGUCAAGACCAGGCUAUGAUUGAUCUGUUUGAAGCAUUGGCUGAUGAUGGAUUUAGAGUCGACAGAUCCAGAACAGUGUCCCAGCAGCUGUCAGGCAUUGCUAGCUGCAUGUGUAACAGUGAUGAUGAGGAAGCUGGGCCUGAGCUGGAGAAAGAAGAGUCAGAACUCAGUAUAAUCAUGUCCCAAAGAUGGGACUGUGACAUGCCAGGACCCUCUGCUGGGCAAAGAUUAUGUAUGAAAGAAUCAAAUGAAAGCUCCAGUGAAGAGCAGCAGGCUUCAUCAGAUGAAGAGAUAUAUUGGAAGGGAAACAGUGCUGUUCUUAUUGAUCUGUCCAUUCCACAGUUGGAUGGAGCUGCAGAUGAGAAUAGUGAUUCAUCACUAACAGACAAGGAAUCUCGGACACGCUCAUCUCUAAAAGCAACAGACAAGAUCCUUGGAAGCAGAAAUGUUUUUGGAAAUGAAGCUGUUAAGUAUGGAGCCACCAUCUUCUGCUAA